This is a messenger RNA of Hypoxylon trugodes, 768 nucleotides long. RefSeq lists its product as uncharacterized. The transcript has a single exon. Bases 1 to 768 code for a protein of 255 amino acids. Lineage: Eukaryota; Fungi; Ascomycota; Sordariomycetes; Xylariales; Hypoxylaceae. The record is from RefSeq and is a predicted model, not a curated record.
AUGUCGUUUGCGAAAUCCGAGGUGGUUGUAUUCGUAUCAGCGCUUCUUAAGGAUGGGUUCAUCGGAAAGGAUGUGUUUGGAAAAGAGCCUGGAAUAUCGACAUAUAAACCCGUGUGCCACACUACCGAACCAUGGUUUGACUAUGUAGCAACUAUUCUUAGUGGAGAAGGGUCAGUUCUCGGGGAUAAAUGGACUGUGUUUGAGCUAUGGCUGGAUCAUCGAGCUAACCCCCAAAUUGGCAUAUUCGAGCAAGAGAUAUCGCCGCCCUCCGAUACCCCUAGUUGGCCCCAAUAUGGAUACAGCAAUUACAAGGACGUCACUGUAGCUACGAAGGUUGGUGGCGAAUGGACCUUGCCACCCUUCCGCGAUUGGGGAAGGCCUAGUGACAGCUACAUCUGGGUUAAUAGGGUCAACCAAAUUCACCAAAUCAACAGACCCCUGCGGAAGCCCGACUUCACUCUAAGAGACUACGUCGUCGAUUCCAAAGCCCCUAACAAAAAACGACUACUAGAACUCAUUGAUCGAAACAUCGCCCUAAUCGAAGCCGCCGAGGCAGAGCACAUUGCAGAAUUAUUUGAAGAACUCCCAUUAUUAGACGUCCUUGAAGUACCCGACUCCACACCAUGGAGCCACCCAGCAAAUUUACGCAAUGGAUCCUCGGAGCAGGCACGCCAGAUAUUCAGAAAGAAUAUUCCCAUGAUAUUGUUAUAUAAAAUAACACAAACUUACGGGACACAACAAUAUUCAUGGUGGCCGUGGUCCUCAUAG